This is a messenger RNA of Manduca sexta (tobacco hornworm), 2618 nucleotides long. It is a transcript of the gene Trmt112, whose product is annotated as multifunctional methyltransferase subunit TRM112-like protein. The record is from RefSeq and is a predicted model, not a curated record. Lineage: Eukaryota; Metazoa; Arthropoda; Insecta; Lepidoptera; Sphingidae. Bases 285 to 662 code for a protein of 125 amino acids. Gene Ontology annotation, molecular function: protein heterodimerization activity. The transcript has a single exon. Gene Ontology annotation, biological process: tRNA methylation; rRNA (guanine-N7)-methylation; peptidyl-glutamine methylation.
GCGGCCAAUUGUUAGCUAUCAGAAUAGCCAACAAACUUUCUAGAUUUUUAGGUCUAUUAUAUUGGUACUAGAUGUCACCUUAAGUUUUGUCAACCAAAACUAAACUCUAAAUAACGACAUUAAGAUACUUAAUCAUUCUUAGAAAACCCUGACCUUUACACAAAAUAUUCUAAGUGUUUACUCCCUGAAGUAUACUUUUUAGGUUACUUUGUGUAUUGCGGAAAGCAAGUGUUGAUGUUUAUAAUAUUUUUUUUAGUCAAAAAGAAAACUUUACCACUGUAGAAAUGAAACUUAUAACACACAAUAUGCUUACAUCAAAAUGUUUAAAAGGUGUCGUAACUGGUUAUCCGCUCGCUAUCAAUGCUACCUACGUUAAGGUUACAGAAGUUGGUUUUGAUCCCGAAUUUAUUGGCCGUGUUAUACCAAAGUUAGACUGGGAAGUGUUAUGGGUCGCAGCAGACAGUAUAGGGCAUAGUGAAGGCUUACCCAAAACUUUAGAACCGAAAUUCGAAGAAAAUGAAGAAUUUUUAAAAAAGGCUCACCGUGUGCUUUUGGAAGUUGAAGUAGAAGAAGGGCAUCUAACCUGUCCAGAGUCAGGAAGACAGUUCCCAAUCUCGAAAGGAAUCCCUAAUAUGUUACUAAACGAGGCGGAAGUUCAAUAAAUGUUACUAUAGUCUUAAAUAUAUUUAUAAUUUGCUGAUUAAAACUCCUUUGUUUAUAUAAAUUGUAUCAAGACCGAAACCUAACAAUAACAAUGUACCCAAAUGUAGCUUCAGACGCAGACAGUCCUAUUUAUGUUUACUAAAAUCCAAUACAUAAUAAUUGAAUGUACAAAAAGUUAUCAGUAUGAAACCUAUUACAGUAUCUAAUAGUAAUUUCAAUACAUAAUGUUUAAAAUACCCUUGAUGAAACUGCAGAUAAAUCUUUUUAUAAGAUUUUUGUAAAGAUAAAGAACAAGGGGGAAAUGUUUGAGAUUCCAUACAUAUUUUUUUCUUUAAUACAUUUAACAUUAAUUCAAAUUAAUCUCUGGAAAUACCACAGUAAUCUUAAUUUAAUAAUAUAAGUAAAUGCAUUAAUAUUGUGAUGGGUAUUCUGUACUUAUAAUUUAUAUCUUAAAUAAUUAUCAGAUUUAACUUGUAUGUGUAAAAUCUGAGAUCUGUUUGCAAUCUUUUUUAAUGAACUUUGUUCAAAUAAUUUCAACCUCCACCAUUGUAUCUCAACAUUACUAUACAUUGCUUACUGAAGAUCAUGUUAAAAGUUACAUCAAGUUUAAACAAACUGCACAGCAUGACAGUACACAAUAGCUCAUACAUCAUGAUAAUGCUAGCAAUAGGUGACAUUUAUAGACUGCUGAAAAUAUACCUCCAAUGUAUUAUUAGUUUGUGUCAUUCCCUUUGUGUACAUUGAAGUGUUAAUGAUUCAGGUUUUUGUCCAUAAGGAUAUAUUGUGCAGUCUAUUUUUGUGACUAUUAUGCUCUUACAUCAGUUACAGAACUGUUAUAAAUACAAAAAUUGGAGAUAGAAAUUUCAUGUAAUAUAUUUAACUUGGUCUGAAUUCAUUUAUAUGUUAUUAUGUUUGGAAACCAGCCAAUAUUUUUUAAGAAAAACAUGUUAUCAAAUGCAAAAUAUAUUUCCUAGGUUAUUUAAUAUUGAAUAUUGUUUUAUGAUAGAGGAGACUAUGUCAUUAUUAUUAUCGUUAUUAUUGUAGUAUACCAACUACUGUUUCUAGUGUUAAAAUAAAUUAAUUGAAUUAUACCAAAAGUGUAUAACAAUGCAUGAAACAGAAUCAUAGAAUCAAAGAGUUCUAAGACUAUAUAGCAGACAUUGGAAAGAUUAUCAUACAAAAAUUUUGCAUUCAUGCGAUGGCUACUCAAUCUACAGUGAAGAAGCGAAAAAGCAUUGUGAAAUAUUUUAAAUUUUUCCAUAUCAUGAUUUGCAUGUUUUUAAUGCUAACAUAUUUGUUAUGAAUGUUAGCAUAUUUUCUGUAAAUAUAUUAUUUUUGUAUUAAUUUCUAAGGAUGCUAUGACAUCUUGUCAUAUGGACAUUUCAAAUAAGACAGCAACUUAUUACAAUUUUUGGAGCAAAAAUUUGGCCCUGAUAUGAUUUGGUCUAUAACUUACUAUAUAGUUUAAUGUUUUUGCAUAGAAUACAAUGUAGGUAGUAUGAGAGUUGAGCAGGAUUGAAUUAUUACAUUAUAAUAAUGUACAGUGAUGGCUUUAGGAUAAACAUGUCAUUAAUCUGUUUAGAAACAAAAUAAAACAUUGAAAUCUACAAUAUAGCAUAUAGCUUAACUGAGUUCUUGCAACAAGUUUAUUAAGGUUUGCCUGUCAAUGGAAGCAAGAUUUGUCUCACCAUUGUCUUUAGACAGGGCAACUUUAUUACAUCCUUUCAAGAGUUGCUUAUGAAGGUGAGAAAAUUGUCCAAUUGAGGCAUAUUAUAUGUUAUUUCUCUUGAUAAGUCAUUCAUUCUUUGAGCUGUUUUUAACAGAUUGACUCAAGGUUAACAGCAAAAGUAAAGUUUAUGCCAUGAAGUAAUGAGCAAAUGAUCUUGUGUUUUUUAUUGAAAUAAAUUUAAGGUUUAAUUUUCCUACUUUUAUUAAUUACAUAAAAUAAUUAAAAA